CCUCCUAUAAAUAUACAAAUCGAUUUCCGUAACGGAUUUCAAAGAACAAUUUCCCUCCCUUUUUAAAAAAAAACAGACGUACGAUUCCCUUCCCUCCAAGACAAUCCUCAUAUUCCGUCUCCGGCCACCGACUUCCCUCUCUAACCAUGAGAAUCGCCGAGAUCUCCUCGCCGGACCACCGCCACAGCCUCAACGAGCCCCACUCCCACCUGCUCUCCCAAAUCGAGUCAUCAAUCAAGGACCUCGAACGCCACUCGCCGGAAUCCCCCUUCCCCGAGCCUCUCCUCACCGACCUCCGCCUCCGCCUCACUCAGCUCACCUCCCUCUCUCCCUUCCCCAACUCCGUCAAGCUUCACGUCUGGAAGCUCAGCUACCGCCUCUGGAACUCCUGCGUCGACCUUGCUAACGCCUCCGCCGUCCGUCCCUCCUCCUCCGCCAAAUUCACCGAACAACACGCCAAUCUCCGCCAAAUCUCCGCCGAUCUCCUCUUCCUCGCCAACGACGUCGUCGGUGUCCCAUCCCCCGCGUUCAAGUCUGCCUCGUUCUUCUACAAGACCGGUCUCAUCUGGCACGACCUUAACAAGUUCGACCUGGCCAACAAUUGCUUCGAGAAAGCCACCGAUCUCACCGCUAGAAUCGAUAUAGCCUCCGUAACUGACAACGAAGAGCGAAAACUCCUCCUAGGUCUGAACAUCGCGAGGUCGAGAUCAGCGUGGGAAGUUUCGGACCGAAACCUAGCGAUCGCGUUACUGAACCGGGCGAAAACCGUACUAUUCGGAUGCGCGGAGAGCUACAAGGCCUUAGCCAAUCAGUACUUGGCGUUCGGCAAGAUCGCGCUGUCGAGUAACGAGUCAUGCGGCGUGAACGAAGGGCUGAAGUUGAUGAACGAGGCUCUGGAUCUGUGCGAGAAAGGGAUGAGGAUCGUGAAGAGGAGGGAUGAAACCCUAGCUCUGAAGAAUAUGAGGUCUAAGACGCUUAGGUUUAUCGCGGCGUCGCAUUUGCAGAGAGAUGAGUUCGAGAGCGUGUUGAAGUGCGUUAAGGUGUUGAGGGAGAGUAGUAGCGGUGGUGGAGAUGAUCAUCCGAGUUUGAGUGUGUUGGCGAUGAAGGCGUGGUUAGGGUUGGGGAGAUUUGGGGAGGCUGAGAAGGAGCUGAAGGGCAUGGUGGUAAAUAAAGGGGUUCCGGAGGGCGUUUGGGUGUCCGCGGUGGAAUCGUAUUUCCAGGCGGCGGGAGCGGCCGGGGCGGAGACAGCGAAGGGUGUGUUUUUGGGACUUCUGGGGAGAUGCCAUGUAAGUGCGGGUGCGGCGAUUAGGGUGGUUAGGAGGUUGGUUGGGGAUGGUGUGACCGUCGAGGGGUCGAGGGUUAGGGCUAAGGUGGUGGCUGAAGUGGUUUCGGAUGAGAGGGUGGUGGCUCUUUUUGUUGGGGAGGAAGCUAUUAAAGAGAGGACAACAAUGCAUGCCGUUCUCUGGAACUGUGCUGCAGACCAUUUUCGAUCUAAAGAUUAUGAGACGAGUGCAGAGAUGUUUGAAAAGUCUAUGCUUUAUGUACCUUACAACAUAGAGAGUAGGGUUCUCAGAGCAAAGGGCUUCAGAGUUUUGUGUCUCUGUCACCUUGGCCUCUCCCAGCUAGAUCAAGCUCAAGAGUACAUCACUGAGGCUGAAAAGCUUGAACCCAACAUCGCCAGUGCUUUCCUCAAGUUUAAGAUCAAUUUGCAAAAGAAUGAUUGCGAUGGAGCUAUUACUCAGGUGCAAGCCAUGACAACGUGCCUUGACUUCACUCCUGACUUCCUCUCUCUUUCAGCCCAUGAAGCUAUUGCUUGUCGUGCUCUUCGUGUUGCAGUUUCCUCUCUAUCCAAUCUCCUUAACUUUUACUCCUCAGGGAAACCAAUGCCCACAACAGAGGUCAUGGUGCUGCGUACCCUAAUCACAAUUCUCGCACAAGACUCUGGCAAUGAGUCUGAAACCCUCGUAUACAUGAAACGAUCUCAUAAGCGGUUGUCUGAGCUUGGACCUGAUUUCUUCUUUGGGAAAGGUGAGGUUGGGAGAAGGGAACGGGACUGGCUUGCUGUAAACUCAUGGAAUACAGGGACGAGAGUAGGGAAGGAGGAAAAAUAUGGAUUGUGUGCAGAUUUCUUUAGAUUGGCUUCAGACUUUUAUGGUGUUGUGGUUGAUGGAGAAGUACAAGGGAACAAUGUGAUGGUUUGUAAAUCGCUGAUAUUGACCGUUUCUGCUAUGAUAGCUGAUGAGAAACAAAGGAAGGCUACAUUGUUGGACAAGGAAGUGAAGCAAGCCAUUGAACUGCUAGACAGAGCCGGAAAGAUAUUGACAACAAUCUCUGUUGGAAGCCAAGUAGAGGGUGAUGAGAUCACCACCAUUGAUCCCAACUUCUUGUUCAUAUACACCUUGAACGCGUAUGAUCUGCAUACAAGGCUCAAUGAAACUGGAUCCCAACAGCUCCUUCUGGUAAAACAGUUUGCCGCCUCAAAAUCUUGCAGCCCUAAUUAUCUCCUUCAACUUGGCCUCCAUGCCUCGCAGGGCCCACGGUCCAACCCUGAAGUGGCCACCUUUGCUCUGAACACCUGCCUCUCUGCCCUCCUCGCUUCCCAAUCACCAGAUUACCAAUGCGUUGCUCUAACUAUCAGGAAACUCAUUGCUGUAUGCGCAAUUCACAAGGGAGAUACAGAUGAUGAUGUGGUGUACGGUAUGUAUAAGCAAGCGUACCGUAUUAUGGUGGGGUUGAAGGCAGGAGACUAUCCCCUAGAGGAGGGGAAAUGGCUUGCAAUGACAGCAUGGAACCGGGCAGCCCUGCCUGUGAGAUUGGGGCAGGUUGAGGCAGCAAGGAAGUGGAUGAGUAUUGGGCUGGAUUUGGCUGGGAAGGUUCCGGGAAUGGAUACUUACACAUCGUGCAUGGAAGAUUUUCUUGAUGCCUUCGAAAAGAAAUCUCACGGCAAUGGCAAUGUUUAGGUCAGGUAUGAAAGUAGUUAUCAUAGCUCUUUCAUGUUGCACACAGUAGGUCAACAAUAGGUUUGUUGGUUACAGAGAACAUUUGCAUAGAGUUCCAACAUUUCGUACAUGAUUCAGUUUAGUCUUCUCUUAACGUCCUAUAAGAGACAAUUGACAGAUAGAAAGCAUGUAUUUCAGUGUAUGUAUAUUUCCAUCGAUCAGUAGGCAGUUUCCAAAGAAAGGGGAAAUCAGCUUCUGUAACUGGGAAACUAUUUUGUUAAUAAUUCCUUCGUUAGGCUCU
Molecule: messenger RNA, 3240 nt
Organism: Rhododendron vialii
Lineage: Eukaryota; Viridiplantae; Streptophyta; Magnoliopsida; Ericales; Ericaceae
Product: TPR repeat-containing protein ZIP4
Exons: 5
Coding region: 147-2960 (937 amino acids)
Biological process (GO): regulation of synaptonemal complex assembly; meiotic cell cycle
Molecular function (GO): protein binding
Source: RefSeq, a predicted model, not a curated record